Molecule: messenger RNA, 1781 nt
Organism: Coniophora puteana RWD-64-598 SS2
Lineage: Eukaryota; Fungi; Basidiomycota; Agaricomycetes; Boletales; Coniophoraceae
Product: cytochrome P450
Exons: 7
Coding region: 1-1509 (502 amino acids)
Biological process (GO): sterol metabolic process
Molecular function (GO): iron ion binding; monooxygenase activity; oxidoreductase activity, acting on paired donors, with incorporation or reduction of molecular oxygen
Source: RefSeq, a predicted model, not a curated record
AUGUACACGGUCGGCCUACAGUCUGCCGCAGAUGCUUUCCUACUUGCGAGCUUGAAGGCCCAGGUGGUCAUCGCUCUCAUCAUUCUUUUCCUCAUUCUUGUUUUCGGCGUCGGCACUCACAAGGAAUCAUUUGACGAACACGCCCCUGUCUUCCUUCCCGGUUACCACCUCCUCGCCAUUAUCCCUUUCUUUCGUAAACGCUUCGAGUUCCUGAACGAGGGUUUUAAAGUCACCGGACAAUCGCUUUUCCAGUUUAGCAUGCUCAAGGAUACUGUCAUCGUCGUUUCGGGGGAGUCGGGUCGUAAAGCAUUCUUCUCCAACAAACAUCUGGACCUAACUGAGGGGUUUAAGGUGCUCUCGGGAGCAAUUCCAAUGGUAAAUGGAGUCACCUCCGACCUCCAGUCGCGCCGGAUAGCCCUUAUACACAAGCGACUCGCAUCGGUGCAAAAUUCGGAAGCGCUGACCAGACUCAUCCAUCCAAUCUUAGAAGAUACUCGAAGAGUAAUGGAAUCCUGGGGUCCUGAGGGCACCUUCGAUCCUUUUGAACACGUAUACAAGCUCGUAUUUCAAACCACUGUGCGAUCCAUCACCUGUGACGAAAUUGCAGACGAUCCCAUGUUAGUCCAAAAACUUAAAGAUCUCUACGAUACCCUCGACAGCGGAACAACCCCUGCGACUGUUAUACUCCCUUGGCUUCCAACGCCGAGUAUGCUAAGAAAAUUAUGUGCAACUAAGAAGAUUUAUGAUAUUGUCGUUCACGCCGUCAAUACCAGGCAAGCCAGCGGCGUCGCUAGAGACGAUACCCUCCAGAUGCUCCUCGACAACGGAGACGAAAAGCUAGUGGUUGUGGGUUUCAUUAUGGGGCUUCUUGUUGCCGGAGCUCGCGCUACCGGGACGACUGCCUCAUGGCUGAUCACAUACCUCGGCGGCCACCAAGAGUGGCGUGAAAAGGCCGUCGUCGAAGUAGAGCAACUGCUCGCGUCCUAUCAUUCUUCUGGCACGACCUCUCUGUCCGCCCAUCUGGCCGCCGUCCCCCUCGAGGCAUGGGAGUCCGAGACACCCGUGAUUGAUGCGCUCAUUCACGAGACGCUGCGCGUCGCACAGCCGCAUACCGCCAUGCGCCGUAACCUGGGACCGGACGUCUUGAUUGACUCAAAGACCAUACCCUCUGGCGCCUAUGUGCUAUACCCUUUCAGUGACGUACACCUCAACCCGGAGCUGUAUCCGGACCCUUGGACGUUCGAUCCGGCACGAAAGCCGGCCAACGUGCCGUACGGUUACGUUGGAUGGGGCGGAGGCAAAACCGUGUGCCUCGGCCAACGACUUGCUAGGAUGGAGCUGAAACUCAUUGUCGCGAUGUUCCUCUUGUCCUUCCAAUUUGACCUGGUUGACAAGGACGGCCACCAACCCCAAGCGUUGCCGAGGCCCAACUGGAACGACAUCCUUCUUUGUAGACCAGAGACUGGACACUGUUACAUUCGGUAUCAGAAGUGUAUGCUUUCACUGUAAAGCAGCAUCCGUGGACUCUCAUGCUUUCGAACUUUCUCUCCCGGACUCUACGCUACCUCCACUUGCACUCGUUAAAUCUCUCGCAUGAACUGUAUUAGCAUGAUACCAACUCUCACAAGCUGGACUAGACACACGCAUGAUACCAUGAACCACGUAUUUACUUAACCUUAUUCCUCAGCUACAGGUCGUAUUCACGUUGCGCGGACAGGCGUAUCAUUAUUACCUUACAAUCAUUCCUUAUAAUCCUUCUUUUUGCUGACCGUUCUUUACCG